AUGGGGGAACCCCGUUACCGCCACGUAGGAUUUUCAUCUUUAUCUCUUAGGAGCUGCUCUCUUCGUGUUCGGGGGGUCCCACUCAUAUUCUGGGCGCCCAGCACACCUACUUUGCUAGCCUUUGCGAUGCUCAAAAGCCGACGUGGAGAAAAACCCUCGAUAGAGAGAAUCCACCUUGCCCCCAACCUCGCAGGAACUGCCAUUGGCGGGCGAAUUCCGGAAGAUUUGGGCCAAAUGGCGCAAAUCACUCUUCACGUACUGUUUAAUGUUGGUUGGGCGGUAACAAAUCCGCCCUUUGGAGACAAAGCCGGUGUGCAAGUAGCAGUUUUGAGCAUCUUUUGUCCAGCACGUUCCUUAGAGAUGGGCUUGGUAGGUGGGCCGAGUUACAUUGGCAACGCUCACAACCGCCUUGGCAAGGCUAAGUACCGCGCACAAUCCAAGCGCUGUGGUUACCGCUACUUUUUAAUCUGUGCGGCCGAACAAAUUCCGCGAGUCGAUCUAGAAGCUCACCCUCCUCCCACGUGUUUCCUGACCAUUGAAAGUGAGAGUUGUUUAGUGGAGUAG
Molecule: messenger RNA, 564 nt
Organism: Bipolaris oryzae ATCC 44560
Lineage: Eukaryota; Fungi; Ascomycota; Dothideomycetes; Pleosporales; Pleosporaceae
Exons: 2
Coding region: 1-564 (187 amino acids)
Source: RefSeq, a predicted model, not a curated record